This is a messenger RNA of Lycium barbarum (goji berry), 1573 nucleotides long. RefSeq names its product probable pectate lyase P56. Gene Ontology annotation, molecular function: pectate lyase activity. Lineage: Eukaryota; Viridiplantae; Streptophyta; Magnoliopsida; Solanales; Solanaceae. The record is from RefSeq and is a predicted model, not a curated record. The transcript has 3 exons. The coding region runs from base 195 to 1388 and encodes 397 amino acids.
AAAAGAGGAACGAAUAAUGUGGCUUGCUUAGAAAUAAUCCUGAUUUUAGAUUAUUUUUUUUACAAAACUUUUUUAAGGGCUGGUCUUUUAAGACCACAUAGUGGUGGAAAGGAUUUACCUUGCACCAUCUACCUUCAACAGCCCAGCAAACAAACAAUAACCCCACUAACAUUUCAAGAUUACCAAAAGAAAAAAUGGACUCCUACAUAUCAAAUUUCAAUUUACUCGUUGUCCUCAUUCUCCUUGUAUUUGUCGCAAUAGGGUCAGCAGACAACGCUCCAAGAAGGAAACUCGGGGAUAAGAAAUACAAAGGCCCAUGCAUGGCCAUAAAUGCUAUUGACAAGUGUUGGCGAUGCGACCCUAAUUGGGCCGAUGAUCGCCAGAAAAUGGCCGACUGCGCAAUGGGCUUUGGCACCAAUGCGAUGGGAGGAAAGUCGGGCCCAUACUACAUCGUCACAGAUCCUUCUGAUGACGAUGUUGUCGAUCCUAAGCCCGGAACUCUCCGAUUCGGCGUGAUCCAAAAGGGUCCCUUGUGGAUCACAUUUGCCAAAAACAUGAAAAUUAAAUUAAGUAGGGAACUUAUUGUGAGUAGCAAUAAAACAAUUGAUGGACGUGGAGUUAAUGUUCACAUAGCAAAUGGAGCUGGCAUUAAAAUACAAUGUGCAUCACAUGUUAUUAUCUCUAACCUUCGUAUUCACAAUAUAGUACCUACCCCGGGUGGCUUGCUUAGGGAGUCCGAGGACCACAUUGGCCUAAGGAGCGGAGAUGAAGGUGAUGCCAUCAGUAUCUUCAAUUCUCGUGAUAUAUGGAUUGACCACAUCUCUAUGUCCCGUGCAACCGAUGGUCUUAUCGACGCUGUUGCUGAUUCCACUAAUAUUACCAUAUCCAACUGCCACUUUACUGACCAUGAAAAAGUAAUGUUGUUUGGUGCUGAUGAUCAUAAUGAAGUUGACAAGGAAAUGAAAAUUACAUUAGCAUAUAACCAUUUUGGAAAGAGGUUGGAUCAAAGGAUGCCUAGAUGCAGAUUUGGAUUUUUCCAUUUGGUGAACAAUGACUACACCCAUUGGGAAAGGUAUGCUAUUGGGGGGAGCAGCGGAGCAACCAUCAUCAGCCAGGGCAACAGAUUUAUUGCUGUGGAUAAAUUGUUGGUGAAAGAGGUGACAUAUAGAGAAAAAAGUACUUCAAGUGUGGAAGAAUGGAUGAAAUGGACAUGGAUAUCAGAUGGCGAUGAUAUGGAAAAUGGUGCUACAUUUACACCAUCUGGUGACCAACAUUUACUUGACAAAAUUGAUCAUCUCAAUUUGAUUAAACCAGAACCAUCUUCGUUAGUUGGAAAACUUACUAAGUUUUCUGGUGCUUUGGCUUGCAAAAUUGGAUGUAAAUGCUAAAAAACAUUUUUCAGAUUAUUAUUAGUGAACCCCUACUCGCCAAACGGACAAAUAGAAAAGCAAAGAGGAUUAUUAUGUCAUAUUUCUUAGUAUUUCUUUUGGUAAUGGGGGUGACAAAGAGGAUUAUUAUGUAACAUUUAAUUCGCCAUAUAAAGCAAUGAUAAUUCUCUGCUCUCUUAAUCUCU